AUGUCGUCCGACACUGAUGAGCAAAAGUUUCGCGAUGACCAGGCGGUCGCAAAUUUUCGGCGGUACCUCCGUACGCCGGCGGUCCAUCCAAAUCCCAACUACGCCGACACCGUCAAAUUUCUCGUCGAGCAGGCGGAAGAGAUCGGUCUUCAACAUCGCACCUACGAGUACUUCGCGGGGAAGCCCGUUUUGGUGUUAACUUGGAUCGGUCAAGAGCCCCAGCUGCAGUCGGUGCUGUUCAAUAAUCACAUGGACGUAGUGCCCGUUGACGAGAAGGAGUGGUUGCACAAGCCAUUUGAUGCCGUGAUCGACGAGAACGGCGACAUCCACGGACGCGGCGCUCAGGAUAUGAGAUCCACCAGCAUUCAGUACUUGGAGGCGAUUCGCCGGUUGAAAAAGGACGGUGUUAAGCCACGUAGAACCGUCCACGUUGUCUUCAUGCCAGACGAGGAGAUCGGUGGAUUCCACGGAAUGGUGGCGUUCGCGGCGUCGGCCGACUUCAAAAGUUUGAACGUGGGGUUCGCCGUCGACGAAGCGUUCCCGAACGAGGAUGACGUGUUUAACAUCGCAAACGCGGAGAAGACCACCUGGCAAUUUCGCGUCCACUGUUCCGGACAACCGGGUCACGGCUCCCAACUCUACGACGACACCGCCGGUGAAAAGGUGGAGUUUGUACUCGACAAAUUCUACGGCUAUCGAAAGGCGAUGGUCGAAAAAAUACAAGAUCAGCGCGCCGAGGAAAGCGACGUCAUUUCGAUUAAUCUGACGCAGAUACAGGGGGGAGUCCAAGCGAACGUAAUUCCCGACGAACUCGUGUUGACGUUCGACUGUCGCCUUCCAGUUCACACCGACGUCGAGGAGUGGGAGGUGACGCUGAUGAAGUGGUGCAAGGAGGCGGGCGAAGGUGUGUGGAUCGAGUACAUGCAGAAGAAUCCGUUAUCGGCGGUGACCAAGCUGGACGAAACGAAUCAAUACUGGGUUGCCUUUAAGAAGGCGGCUGAAAAAAUGAACUUAAAGCUGAAAGUGAAGACCCUCAUAGGAGUCACCGACAUUCGUCACGUACGCGCCUUGGGAAUACCCGCCAUCGGUUUCUCGGCGCUCUACAACACGCCAAACUUGGAGCACAAAGACAACGAGUUUCUUAACAUCAAUAUAUUUCUAAAAGGCAUCCAAAUUUACUACAAUCUCAUGCCUGCGAUUGCAAACGCUUAACAAUUAAAUAAAACAAUAAAUUAAUCA
Molecule: messenger RNA, 1239 nt
Organism: Photinus pyralis (common eastern firefly)
Lineage: Eukaryota; Metazoa; Arthropoda; Insecta; Coleoptera; Lampyridae
Product: aminoacylase-1A-like
Exons: 7
Coding region: 1-1212 (403 amino acids)
Biological process (GO): amino acid metabolic process
Cellular component (GO): cytoplasm
Molecular function (GO): aminoacylase activity
Source: RefSeq, a predicted model, not a curated record